AUGAGUUUUCUGUCACCGGUGGACAAAUUUAUGUUGCUGUCGCGCUGCUGGUCGGUUUUCUUCAUGCUUCACUAUAUCGCUGCAUCACAACCGCCACCUCUGAACCAUCUGAAGCUGAACGAAUUGGUAAAUUCGGCGAAAAUGGAUCAACAAUUGGACAAUUUGGACAGUGAAGAACUUAGGCUCGCUACCUCUUAUUUGCUGAGCAAAUUAGAUUCGCUGUUGCUUCACUGUGAACAGAUCUCGAUGGACGGUGAAUUCUCUACAUCAGCGCAUCCAGCAAAUGUCAUUCGAGCUGCUCUGAACAUCAGGACCAAUCUGUUUUAA
Messenger RNA from Gongylonema pulchrum, 327 nucleotides. The record is from the annotation of a GenBank genome assembly. Lineage: Eukaryota; Metazoa; Nematoda; Chromadorea; Rhabditida; Gongylonematidae.